GAUAACUCGGACUUGCGAGUUUUUGCCAAAUUUCUUUUGAGUGGUGAAUAUAAUGUUACCGCUAGCCAGAUCAGAGGAGAUCUCUUAAGGAUCUAUACAAUUUUUAUUAAAGAGCAAAAGAGUUUGAAAGUUCCAUUGAAAACUUUGGAAGAUUUUGUUGAGUACUUAAUUGAAUUCAAUGAAAUAAGUGGAUCGGCACUUCUUUGGAGUCCUCCUUUAACGAAUGAUAUUCUUAAGGAUGUCUCAUAUUUGAAAGGACCAAAAUUGAUUACCUUCAACAAGACCAAACUUGAAUAUGUAUGCAAUGUUGAAAAGAAGACAAAAGAUGCACAAACGGUCAAGUUUGUUUCUAGUAAUAUCGACAAGGAUUUGGAUAAUUCUUCCAAGUUAGUAUCGCUUUUGAGUGGCCCAGUCCACACAACACUUCAAAUAGAAGUUCCUGAAUCCAAGUUGGUAAGCGAAUACCACCAAGAUUAUCAGAUGUUGGAAGACUUAUUGAAGAAGCCUACCGCUCAACAAGAUUUGGUAAAAGCAAGAGCUAAACUUAUGACUAUCAAAAAGCCCUUUUUUGAAAUUUGCACCGACUCAAAUCAUGUUAACAAACUUUCAAAUGUGAUUAAUAAAAAUGGGAAUUCAAAACCACUUAUCAAGGUAAAUUCGUCUGAGACAAAUGCUAGAUUACAUAAAAUGAUUCAAGAUUCUCGUAAUCUGAUCUCAUUAGAAGUAUUCAAAUGCUCACACAAUAAAAUCCAUUAUUUGCCCAUAUAUGGCUAUCAUACAGAUCCCAGCUUGGGUGAUUGUUCUUAUUUGGAUACUUGUCAUAAGUUGAAGACAUGCCGCUAUUUACAUUAUUACACCUUGAGUCCCACGAGUAAGAACAAUCCGCCCGGCCAAAAAAAGCUGGGGGUCAGCACAAAGGAGCGUAUCUCCUUCGAGUACACUAUUGGAGAUUGCUUCAACGAGGUUAAUAAGCCUCAAGUGCCAGCGCAGUGGAUCAACUGUGAUGUUAGAUAUUUACCACUUUCAAUCUUGGGUAAAUUCGCAGCCAUAAUCUCUGACCCGGCAUGGAAUAUCCACAUGAACUUACCUUAUGGUACGUGCAAAGACCAUGAGUUAUUGGAGCUUCCGGUACAGCAAUUGCAGGAUGAGGGUAUCAUGUUAUUAUGGGUUACUGGGCGCUCGAUCGAAAUCGGAAGAAGAGCGCUAAUUAAAUGGGGGUAUAAGGUUUCCAAUGAGAUGAUUUGGAUUAAAUUGAACCAGUUGAAAAGAACAAUUGUAACCGGAAGAACCGGACACUGGUUGAACCACUCCAAAGAGCAUUUAUUGGUUGGGGUUAAAGGUAAUCCACCAUGGCUCAACAAAAUGGUGGAUAUGGAUAUCAUUGUCAGUGCUACUAGAGAGACCCUGAGAAAACCUGAUGAAGUUUAUGAGAUUGUAGAGAGAGUAGUGGGGAAGCAUGCAAGAAAACUUGAAAUGUUCGGAAGAGACCAUAAUAUUAGACCAGGAUGGAUGACCAUUGGGAACCAGUUAACCGGAACCUCACUACAUGAAAAAGAUGUUCUUACAAAAUAUAAUGAUCACAAAGCAAAUC
Molecule: messenger RNA, 1591 nt
Organism: Hyphopichia burtonii NRRL Y-1933
Lineage: Eukaryota; Fungi; Ascomycota; Pichiomycetes; Serinales; Debaryomycetaceae
Product: mRNA (N6-adenosine)-methyltransferase
Exons: 2
Cellular component (GO): nucleus; RNA N6-methyladenosine methyltransferase complex
Molecular function (GO): mRNA m(6)A methyltransferase activity
Source: RefSeq, a predicted model, not a curated record